Penicilliopsis zonata CBS 506.65 is the source of this 2338-nucleotide messenger RNA. RefSeq lists its product as hypothetical. Lineage: Eukaryota; Fungi; Ascomycota; Eurotiomycetes; Eurotiales; Aspergillaceae. The record is from RefSeq and is a predicted model, not a curated record. The transcript is spliced from 5 exons. Bases 196 to 2067 code for a protein of 623 amino acids.
GCCGUAGCCGCUCUCUCCCACCUUCCUUGGCUUCACAGAAAGAAGGACCUUGUCGGACAGAUAUCGAGCGUGUUACGACUGCGCGGGAUGGGCCGCGCAGGAGACGGCGUAUACUUCUCUAUCAUGCUCACUUGAAGGUCGGCUAACGUGCCAUAUGAUUCCCAUUAUUGUUGAGGGAUCCUUGUGGUCUCGAGGAUGGAUCACACUGGCAAUUUUGCGCGGUCUCUCGACGACUCUCUGAUCCAGAUCCGCGACCUGCCUCAGCUGCAGAGCCUUCGCAUCGCUCCUCUUCGCCAGCCGGUUCCAUCUCGGAUACUUAGCGUCCCGUCUCCGCUAGAGCCUAAUGCCAGUGGUGGUGCCCGGGAUGCUAGUCUCUCCAAGACCAAUGCUGCCUCUGCGGGAAACCUCCCAGCAACGCUGCCGACGUUGACGGAGUUCUUGAAUGCUGCCCGAUCGACGACCAACGAUCCCUCCGUGGACUCGCUGUUGAGUUUGGAGCCACCCCCCAAACCUAUUUUGCCGGCAUUCGUCAACCUGCGCGCUGUCGAGCGAUUUCCUUACUCGUCGUUCGAUGAUGAUACCCUCCAUGCGCCUCGCAAGCGUCUCCGAAUCGAUAUCCAAGCCGAGUCGUUUGGAGAACAUCUGCAGUUGCCUAUACCUCAGACACAGAAGGAGCAGCGGCCUCCACCGUUUGGCCCGUUUGCUAUUCUCAACGGUCUGAACGAACCGCCGCCGAAUGCUGCGAUCCUUCCACCGAUCGAAGCCAAGUCAUCGAUAACGCAACUUUUGACCAAGCCUACGAAGGAUUAUACAUCACCGGAUACCACUUCUCCCGCGACCAAUUCUGCCACAGAGACCUUUCAGGUCGAGAAACGGGAAGGGAGGCUGGAAGAGAUUCUUGGUUCGCCGAUCGAGGAUAACGUCGGAUUUGAGCUAGAUCGUGUUGCUGGAGCGUCCGGAGAGCCACCAGAGGAUAUAAGCGAGGAUCGACAUAAUGGAAAAACACAGAGAGAUGAUCAUGAAACGCCCGAGAAGGAUCCUGCAAAUUUUGUUGGUGAUGACGCACCAAUGUCGCCCAAAACAAGGGGUCGUUCUCGCAAAAACCUACGCAAGUGGACGGAGGAAGAGACGACGGCCCUUCUUAGGGGCGUGGUAAAAUGUGGUAUUGGGAACUGGACAGCAAUACUUGCACAACCGGAACUCAAGUUCAAUAAGCGGAGUGCUGCGAACUUGAAAGAUAGAUUUCGAGUAUGCUGCCCUUGGGCUUACCGAGCGGCGGACCCAAAUGAGGCUACGAAGCAGCUGCGAGAUACUCUUGCCAAUGCUCUUCUACGAGCUGAGACAGAAGGCUCCGCAGGAACGCGAGGGAAGAUACUCCUUCCUGACCCACGACCAGCCAACACGGGGAGUGAAUCAACCUCUACUCCGGGGAGCUCAGCGGGUCAUGAUUCCUUGCCGCCCAGUAGCUCCUCCCCCCCAACCCAUGGUGAACUGAAAACGACAAGGGCCUCAAGCAAGUAUACGCCAGUGGCGAGGUCGGCUCCUACGUUGUCAAGUAAAUCCAUGUCAACGCUCGAGUCAUUGGGAAUCCCCGAGCCCCAUUUUACCAUGAACUCCCGACGCCGCUCGCGCCGGCCUUUUACCAAUGCGGAAGAUGAGGCCUUACUGAAAGGCUACGCCGUUCAUGGCUUUCAGUGGACACUGAUACAACAAGACAAACGACUGAGUCUAAGUCAUAGGAAAGCAACCGAUUUGAGGGAUCGAUUCAGGACCAAAUUCCCUCACGCCUACCGUGACGGGGGCUCACAGCCAAGGUCCAGCCUCUACCAGACAGAUUGCAGCCUCUCCAAUACAUUAGGACCUAUAGACCCGGCACUACCCCCUCUUGCUCCUCCACAAGGCCUCCUGGCAGUUUCCUCCUCGUCUUCGAAUCCUACAGCCUCUUCCACAGGCCCGGUAUCGUCCAAUUUCCCUCUAGAUGUCGAGAACACCUCCGGGAACCUGAACGUGGAUGGUUCGUGGGAAGAUAAUACUCUCCCUCCCAUGGUCUGGGAUGAAUUGCCCUAACAUAAGACGUGCUGGUCAUUCCACCAUCGUUUCAGUCUGGCAACCCUCUCCUUGUACCUGCGAUUACCAGUCAGGAUGUUUAUCUUUAUAAUUUGACUUGGGUUGUUUUUCUCUUGUCAUUUUACAUUUCACACUUUUACUUCCUCGGGACGUUAAUAUAUUUCAAACCUCCGAAAUAUGAAAAAUCAGCGUAAGCAAGAGUGAUAAAUAAUGGAUCAAUCUCAAAUAGCUCUUAGCCCAAAUUUGGAUAAGAUAAGAGGAUGAUUCACAU